Messenger RNA from Castor canadensis (American beaver), 5815 nucleotides. It is a transcript of the gene Rps6ka2, whose product is annotated as ribosomal protein S6 kinase A2. Gene Ontology annotation, molecular function: ribosomal protein S6 kinase activity; ATP binding; magnesium ion binding. Gene Ontology annotation, biological process: intracellular signal transduction; protein phosphorylation. The record is from RefSeq and is a predicted model, not a curated record. NCBI's taxonomy places the organism in Eukaryota, Metazoa, Chordata, Mammalia, Rodentia, Castoridae.
GCGGGCUGCCGGGAGCUGGUACUCCGAGCGGGAGGCAGAGGCGCGGCGGGAGUGAGCGCCUGGGGCCCGGCCCGGUGGCCGGCGCGGCCUGCCCUUUGUGCCCGCAGCCCGCGCCCGCGCCCAGGGCCGCCGCGCCGGGGCUUCCCGGCCGCGCGCGCCCGCCCGCGCAUCCACCCUCGCGCCUGGGAUGCGCCGGGGAUGCGCCCCCGCCGGCCCUGCGGCUCCUUGCGGCUGGGCGCGGGGCGAUGGACGUGGGCAUGAAGAAGUUCACCGUGCGCAGGUUCUUCUCGGUGUACCUGCGCAAGAAGUCGCGCUCCAAGAGCUCCAGCCUGGGCCGGCUCGAGGAAGAAGCCAUCGUGAAGGAGAUCGACAUCAGUCAUCAUGUGAAGGAAGGAUUUGAGAAGGCAGACCCUUCCCAGUUUGAACUGCUAAAGGUGUUAGGACAAGGAUCCUACGGGAAGGUGUUCCUUGUGAGGAAGGUCACAGGAUCUGAUGCUGGCCAGCUCUACGCAAUGAAGGUCCUUAAGAAAGCCACUUUGAAAGUUCGGGACCGAGUCAGAUCCAAGAUGGAGAGAGACAUCCUGGCAGAAGUGAAUCACCCUUUCAUCGUCAGGCUGCACUACGCCUUCCAGACCGAAGGGAAACUCUACCUGAUCCUGGACUUCCUGCGGGGAGGCGACCUCUUUACCAGGCUGUCCAAAGAGGUCAUGUUCACGGAGGAGGACGUCAAGUUCUACUUGGCUGAGCUCGCGUUGGCUCUAGACCACCUUCAUGGCCUGGGGAUCAUCUACAGAGACCUGAAGCCCGAAAACAUCCUCCUGGAUGAAGAGGGACACAUUAAGAUCACAGAUUUUGGCCUGAGCAAGGAGGCCAUCGACCAUGACAAGAGAGCCUAUUCGUUUUGUGGAACAAUAGAAUACAUGGCCCCUGAGGUGGUGAACCGACGAGGACACACGCAGAGCGCUGACUGGUGGUCCUUUGGCGUGCUCAUGUUUGAGAUGCUUACGGGGUCCCUGCCAUUCCAAGGGAAGGACAGGAAGGAGACGAUGGCCCUCAUCCUCAAAGCCAAGCUGGGGAUGCCUCAGUUCCUCAGCGCUGAGGCUCAGAGUCUGCUGAGAGCACUUUUCAAACGGAACCCCUGCAACCGCCUGGGUGCUGGCAUUGACGGAGUGGAGGAGAUUAAGCGUCAUCCUUUCUUUGUCACCAUAGACUGGAAUAAGCUGUACCGGAAGGAGAUCAAGCCGCCCUUUAAGCCAGCAGUGGGCAGGCCCGAGGACACCUUCCACUUCGACCCUGAGUUCACUGCACGGACGCCCACAGACUCUCCUGGCGUCCCCCCGAGUGCCAACGCUCAUCACCUGUUCAGAGGAUUCAGUUUUGUGGCCUCAAGCCUGGUCCAGGAGCCCUUGCAGCCAGAACUGCACAAAGCCUCAGUUCACCCGAUUGUGCAGCAGUUACACGGGAACAACAUCCACUUCACCGAUGGCUAUGAGAUCAAGGAGGACAUCGGGGUGGGCUCUUACUCCGUGUGCAAGCGGUGUGUGCACAAAGCCACGGAUGCAGAGUAUGCUGUGAAGAUCAUCGACAAGAGUAAGAGAGACCCUUCUGAGGAGAUCGAGAUCCUCCUGCGGUAUGGCCAGCACCCAAAUAUCAUCACCCUCAAAGACGUCUAUGACGAUGGUAAAUAUGUGUACCUGGUGACAGAGCUGAUGCGUGGCGGGGAACUUCUGGACCGCAUCCUCCGACAGCGGUGCUUCUCGGAGCGCGAGGCCAGCGAUGUGCUGUGCACCAUCACCAGGACCAUGGACUACCUGCACUCCCAGGGGGUCGUUCAUCGGGACCUGAAGCCAAGUAACAUCCUGUACAUGGAUGAGUCUGGAAACCCUGAAUCCAUCCGAAUCUGUGAUUUUGGGUUUGCCAAGCAGCUGCGAGCUGAGAACGGGCUGCUCAUGACCCCCUGCUACACGGCGAAUUUUGUGGCCCCUGAGGUCCUGAAGCGGCAAGGCUAUGACGCAGCGUGUGACGUCUGGAGCCUGGGCGUCCUCUUGUACACCAUGCUGGCCGGGUUCACCCCGUUUGCAAACGGACCAGACGACACUCCCGAGGAGAUCCUGGCCAGGAUCGGCUGCGGGAAGUACGCCCUUUCCGGGGGAAACUGGGACUCCAUAUCCGAUGCGGCCAAGGAUGUCGUGGUUAAGAUGCUCCACGUGGACCCACAGCAGCGCCUGACUGCGGUUCAAGUACUGAAGCACCCGUGGAUUGUCAACAGAGAGUACCUGUCCCAAAGUCAGCUGAGCAGACAAGAUGUCCACCUGGUGAAGGGUGCGAUGGCGGCCACUUAUUUUGCUCUGAACAGGACACCGCAGGCACCACGGCUGGAACCCGUGCUGUCAUCCAGCCUGGCUCAGCGCAGGGGCAUGAAGAGACUGACAUCCACACGGUUAUAGCAACUGAGAGGUUGCAUGCCAGCCCCUGCCCGCCAUGCCUAGUGUCCUGGAAAGUUCACAGACACCAGACGGUCUGCUCAUGGGCUCUGAGUGACCACAAGUCCAGCACGAAGGCAGAUCAGCCUUCACUGUCUCUGUGUUUCCCUUUCUGCCCUGGAGAGGGUCCUGCCGCCUGGGCACAUCUCCGAGCCUCGCCAUGCCGACCUCGCCACCCGGCCUCCUCCUUUCCUCCUGAGCGAAACCAAAUGAUCACAGUCACCUCACCGCGCCUCCUGGAGCCCCAGGUUCUCUCUGAGGCUUUGGUGUUUUCAUAUCACUGCUUAGAUGAAUAGCAAGAAAUUCUGCCCAGGUCUGAAGCCAGUGAAGUGGUCAGACUCCCAACAUAGGUGUUCCUGUUACGAUGGUGAGAAGAACGCUAGUGUCGGGGCCCUGUCAGUGACUGCAGAUCCCUUUAGAAGGGCCAGGUGUGCCUGGACAUUCCGGUGUCUCUAGCAGCCACAUGGCAGGGCUGGCAUUGGGGGGUCCUGCCAUAGAUCAUUCAAAGAGUGUCCCUCCCCACCCUCUGGUUUGCAAGUGGGGUGCUGGAUAGACGACUCCUGUCCCUGGCACUAACGUGAUAGGAGGUAAAAGCCCACCCAUGAGUCAGAACAGCUGUGUUUCUGCCGUGAGAGUCCCUUUCACAGGGGUGGAGAAAGAAGCCCAGAGCAGGGGCCACCAAGGCUGCAAGACUGGGCUGAGCUGCUCUGUCCUCUGGCCCUCUGGCCACAGAGACACUAGAGCCUCUCCAGAGAGCCUGGACCCUGCUGCUGGCCAGGUGCCUAUCAUCUCUCAGCCCAACAGGGGCCUGGAGGGAGGCGCAAGCCACUCUGGCCCUUCCACAGGUGGGAGGGUGUGGGAUGCCAUGUCAAAAGUACUGAUGCACUGUGUACAAGCUGUGGUUUUGUGUUCCUGUCACAUAGAUCUGUUUUGAAAGUGACAUUUUAGGGAUACCCUGGGCAUGGCACGCACAGGAGGGUCGUGGCUCACAGCGGAGGGUCGUGGCUCACAGCAGACUGUGCACUCCUUGUGUGGCAGAACUGAGCAAAAACCUUCCAUAGCGACAGGCUUGGUCCUGGCUGUCACUGUGACUUGUAUGCUUCAGCCCCCUUAAAGACCAAGGAUGCACUCCCAGCCUGUCCCUCAGGCCAGGGUACGCACCUACAACUCACUACCCGUCCACUGAGGAGCAGCCCUCUCUGUUCCCAGUGGGGCUUGGGAGGCUCCUGUGAGUGACACCAGACUUUCGAUAGGGAGACCACAGAUAAUUAAUUUAUUAUUUCUUUUUCCCCCAUCUUGAGUCACUCUAGGGUCCAAACCCCUUCGCCCCCCAAGAAAAGUGUCACAUUUUGGAAAAUAAGUCCUUAGCCUUGUCUAAUUGUUCUGAUCUUAAAAUAUAACUUAUUUCACAAGCUUCAAUUGUUUUAUGAGGCUUUUUCUUUUUUUUAGAGAACCACAAAAAAAUAAAAGGUGGGGAUAUAUUCCCUACUGUUCCCUGUGCUCGUUGACAUUUUUCAUAUUUUCUCAAUGGAAAAUGCUUUUUCCCAAGGCUGAAGUCAAAUGCCCCGACAUUUUUGUGUUGAGGUCUGAAUUCUUUCAUUUCUUAUUGAAACUUGAAAGAAAGUAAAUAGUCCCUUAGGCCACAGAUCCUGUCCUCCUACAAAUGUGCAGAAGUCUGCUGGGGAUGGUGGUUCAUGCCUGUAAUCCAGCACUGCUCAGGGGGAGGCAGGAGGAGGAGUAGAGAGUUCUAGGCCAACCUGAGCUGCUUAGCAAGACCUUGCCUCAAAAACCAAAGGGCUGUGGAUGUAGCUCAGUGCAGAGUGCUUGCCCAGCAUGGACUAGGUCCUGGGUUUGGUCCUCAGCAAUGCAAGGAAAGAAAUGAGCACAAUGCCCUGGGUUCAAAACCAAGUACCACCAGGAAAAAAAUAAAUGACAGAUGUCAUUAAGUCCUUUGUGGGCCUCAUGCCAUCGAUCUGCCAGCCUGUGGCCUGGGUUGGGCUGUGUGUUGGCUGCUGGCUCCAAGCCUGACAGAAGCAAAGGUGGCGGCCAGGCGUGGACGUGGGCAGAGGGGCGCUGUGUGCUCACAGAGCCCACUCACCACCUUCGUAACGCCAUUACACGCCUUAUGUCUGAGCCCUAGCUCGCCAAAGGGACCGACGGCACAUCACUGCAAGCUGUCAUUGAUGUGUCUGAUGUGUGUCUGCAGAGGAUGCGAAUCUGUAAAUCCCUCGGCUUUCCCACCUUCCCUAAACAGCCUGACACUUGAAAUCCUUCCGUAGAAAGCCUGGAGGGGCGCUGAUGGGUUCUGUUAAAGCCUACUUUUAAAACCCUCAAGUGAAAUGCAGGUGACUGGUGGUUAAAGAGCGGUCGGUGUGUAACUGAAGGUGGCACUACAAGGCUUGUGUCACCAGUCCUAUGUACCUCUCCUCAUAAUGAAAGGCUCCUUGUGCUUUGCACAAAUGACAUAGACUUCCCUGAAGUUCCCUGGCUCUCCCUGCUCCCAGAGCCCCAGAGCCCCUGCAUCACGGAACCCACAGAAUGUGUCAUGGAAGACCCAGCCUGCCUCCCAGGCUUCCUAACCCAGCGCCCAGUGGCCCCACUGGGGCCACCAUGUAGGCCAUCCCUAUUUGGAAAAAUACCUGAGUCUCCCCACCAGUGGAAAGCCCUGCCCAUCCCACCCCCAAAGUCACACGUGGGCCAGACGCAAGGGUUUCGCUUUUAUCCUAAGGUCAGAUUUGUAUGUGAUUUUAAACUGUGUGUAGAUGUUUGGAAGAUUGUGUGUCUUUUAAGUGGCAAUAGUACUUACUGUUAGCCAGUGUUGUCAUUAAAUGGUGUUACUCCUGAGGACGCCAUGGGGUUUUUACCUUAGGCUUUACUGACUCUCUCAAGCACGUGACACCUGCUCCGCACUUUGUUCUCUUUCUGACACGUUUUCUUGUCCCUCACCUUUCCAAGAGUUGUAAAAAUCCCAGCGUGGAAAAGAAUGCAGGGCCCUGAGGGCAUGGAAAGGCAGCAGGUGCAGCUCAGCGUGGCCUGGCCGGGCUCCCAAGGGGACUCCUGGCAUCCUGCUGUCUGCAUGGGGCUCGCUCCUCCCCGCUCCUCUGCUCCAUUAGUUGUGUUUACAACCCUCAUGUCACGCUCCACCCUCGUGUUUGAGGCGGGCACUCACUGUACAGACGUUUAUUAUGCUUUCCACACUUUCCCAAGAGAUUUUUUGAAUAAACAUGGAUUUUAUGAAGUGUAAUUAUUUUUCUAGCAUAACCAGAACCUCUGCACUUUCUAUGUUGUUUGGUAAAAGUCCACGGAUCGGCGGCUCACUCCUCCCUUCCUGC